AUGGCAAGGUCGGAGUCCACAUUGGACUUAGAAGACCUGGCAAGUCGCUACGACACCCAAGUCUUGCGCGAGUACUUGCUGGAACAGGAGGAAGGCAGUACGAGGCAGCGUCAGGGCGAGGAUGCGGAGCAAGCGACUCUGCCCGACGUGUACGAUCUCAGACAGCGCUGUUUCCGAAGGAUCCGGGUAUUGCUGGUGGUGAAUUUCAUUGCGUACUGGUCCACCUUGAGCUACUGCGGGUAUUCCUACUACCUUCGGGUCGAGGAAAUUGGCACGAAGGCACUCCCGCCAAUGGAAGUAGCCCUGGCUUGUGUCUUCCUUCUGGGCACGCAGGCCACUUUGGAAUUGGCCGCUGCCGUUUGCUUAACUCAGCCAGUUCGUCUGGGCGAUGGCAGGAGUAACACCUUCAGCAGCUGGGACGUUCUUGCGUGGCUCGCCGGUGCAGGAGCCCGUUGCUCGCUGCUGCUGGACGCACUCUGCCUGCCACUGAUGAAGCGCGGGUCCAGUUUGCUGUUUCUGCUGUCGGCCAGUACCUUUGCUUUCGCAAUCGGCGUCUUUGUCUUUGCCGUUCAGCUGCGGCUCCUGUUUGGGAUGUUCUGCAGCAGAGACCACUUCUCCUACGACAAGCCGGACCUCUUCUUCAAAGGGCGGGAUACCAGCGGGCUGAUGGAAGGCACGCCGAUUGCCGCCAGGCCGCCGGCUCACCGCGAGGAGGAGGACACUUCAGACUUGAGGCUUGGUCGAGCCAUGCCCGUCAACACCAUCAAGGCCGCGAACUUUGCGCACUUCAACGACCUGGCAUUGCUUCACCUGGUGCUAAGACGACACUACCUGCCGAUCAGCUGCCAGGAGACGCAGGAGUUCACCAUGUCCAUCACCUCCUUCUCGCGCUGCUUUUGUGAAGAUGUUGUGCAGUGUAGCCUCAAGUUCUUCUUCAUCAUGGAUUGCCAGGUGAACUUGCUGGUGCUAUUCUCUUUGCUGGUGUCGAUAGGGCAGGCAGUUGGCUCUUGCUUCUAUGCCAGCACCUCUGCGAUGGAUUUGAGGACAUCGGAGGAGGUGAGCCCGAAUGAUUGA
Symbiodinium natans is the source of this 1074-nucleotide messenger RNA. The record is from the annotation of a GenBank genome assembly. Lineage: Eukaryota; Dinophyceae; Suessiales; Symbiodiniaceae.